AGGUCAUCCUUCCACGGAAGAAAAAGUCUCUCAGUUUCUCUCCCCUCUCUCUUCCUCCGUCUUCCUUCCCAAACUGAUCUCUCUCUUCUAUCUUCCUCAACGCCUUUAACUUCUUCAUCUUCUUCUGAGUGAUGGGUGUAAGCUACCCCUCCUGUCACACUUCUCAUAUCACUGUGAUCCUCAUCACGAGCUUCUUCCGCCAUAAGCCUUAGAAAUCAAGUUUGGUUUCAUGGCCGUUGGUUCUUCGGUCGAAGAUAUGGCUAUUUGAGGUAAAACCUGGGAAUUCGCAUUCAGGAAUCAGGACAGCUGGUUUGCCAUGGUGGGUAGACGGGCAAUUGGCGGUUCUAAUAAUAUGACCGUUGUGUUUCAAAACCAAGGGAUUCCUUCCUCUUCGCAGUCUCUUGAAGCUCUCUUAAUUUCUACCUCUUCUCCUUUACAAGGUUCGAGUACAAUGGUCAGCUUUGAGGAUGUUCGUGGAGGAAGCCAGCCAAACAAUUCUUUCUUCCGGUCCCUUGAGCAGGAAGAUAAUGGUGAUGAAGACUUGGAUGAAUGCUUUCAUCAACCUGAAAAGAAGAGACGGCUUACAGCUAACCAAGUCCAGUCUCUUGAGAGAAACUUCAAGGUAGAGAAUAAGCUUGAACCAGAAAGGAAAAUCCAGCUUGCAAGAGAUCUUGGUUUGCAUCCUAGACAAAUUGCCAUUUGGUUCCAGAACCGGCGAGCUCGGUGGAAAACGAAGCAGUUGGAGAAGGAUUAUGAAGCUCUUAAGGCAAGCUGCGAUAGCCUUAAGGCUGACUAUGAGAACAUCCUUAAGGAGAAGGACAAACUGAAAACUGAGGUUCUUUUGCUCACAGACAAGCUGCUUAUCAAAGAGACAGAGCAGGGAAACACUGAACCCUCUGAUCACAAGGAAUUGUCUGGUCCACCAUCUCAGAAAUCCAUUCCUAAUCCAGAAUCAGAGGAGAAAACAUCCAGUGUUACCGUAGUCUGUAAGCAGGAAGAUAUUAGUUCAGCCAACAGUGAUGUCUUUGAUUCCGAGAGCCCACAUUAUACUGAUGCAGGUCACUCUUCUCUUUUAGAGCCUGCUGAUUCUUCUCAUGUUUUUGAACUGGACCAGUCAGAUCUCUCACAGGAUGAAGAAGAUAACUUGAGUGAGAGCCUAUUUCCUCCUGCUUACAACUUCCCAAAACUUGAAGAUGGCCUAUACUUGGAUCCGCCUGAAAAUUCUUGUAAUUACGGAUUCCUGGUUGAGGAUCAAUCAUUUUGGUUCUGGUCCUAGCGAGUAAUUGCUGGUAUAUAUACACAUAUAUAUAUAUAUAUCUGUCCCGCUUUCUUUUUGUGGAAUAUAUACUUUAAUCGGUUGUAGAGGCAAUACAGACCAAUUAAUGGGCACCCCAAACCAGGUGCUGGUGGCCUGGUGGGUUUUGUUCAUUAUUGUUAAUGGUGGCUAUUGCAUCUUUUGUAAAUUAUCUGUGGGAGGUUUUGUUGUGAACUUGCUAAGCUUUUUUGUUUGAAUGUAAAGUCCAUUUUGUUGUGA
Molecule: messenger RNA, 1534 nt
Organism: Macadamia integrifolia
Lineage: Eukaryota; Viridiplantae; Streptophyta; Magnoliopsida; Proteales; Proteaceae
Product: homeobox-leucine zipper protein HAT5-like
Exons: 3
Coding region: 317-1276 (319 amino acids)
Biological process (GO): positive regulation of DNA-templated transcription
Cellular component (GO): nucleus
Molecular function (GO): sequence-specific DNA binding; DNA-binding transcription factor activity, RNA polymerase II-specific
Source: RefSeq, a predicted model, not a curated record